This is a messenger RNA of Lymnaea stagnalis (great pond snail), 3095 nucleotides long. NCBI's taxonomy places the organism in Eukaryota, Metazoa, Mollusca, Gastropoda, Lymnaeidae. The record is from the annotation of a GenBank genome assembly.
GUCAAUCCCUCCUCUUCUAUCUUAAAGCGCCCGUCCCCCCGGUGAAGAGCAGAAGAUGCGUGGCUCAAACUUCCUGUGCUGCGUCUGGCUCCUGAGUCUCCUUGUUAUGGGUAUGUUACAAUAAUUGACACAUUUCUUUUGUACUUGUACACAGGAAAGGUUGUCCUAUCCACAAAAUGUACACACAUUGUAAUGUGGCAAAUCAGAAUCAAUCAUCAACCAUUGUAGAACCAUGAGUCAGACAUUUUUGUUUAUAUAAUGGAAAUAAACUGUGCCGAGACAAUGUCCUAAAAGUUAUACUCUUCUCUGUUUUUUUUUUUUGUGUGUGGCUAUUCAUACGUUUAAUAAAACUUUCACAUAAAAGUGAUGUGGAUAAUUUUGAGCCUAAGUACUAAAAUAGGUUACCUUAGGUGGACAAUGUUGCUCAUUCUGGCUAACAAAAAUAUUGAAUUUUUAUUUUUAAUAAUUUUUUUCUUUACGAUCUACAUUUUACAAAUCCCUCUUUCCUGAGUAGAACUUCUUCAUGGUUGAAAUGAUAUCACAAUAUUUAAAAAAAAAAAAAAAAAAAAAAAAAUAAAAAUAUUUAAUUUUUUUUUUUAAUAAUUUUUUUUUUUAAGAUCUACAUUUUACAAAUCCCUCUUUCCUGAGUAGAAAUUUUUUAUUGUUGAAAUUAUAUUAUAAUAUUUAAAAAAAAAAAAAAAAAAAAAAAGGGGGCUUUGUUAAUAAAUAAACUGAUGAUUUUCUUUUAUGAUACAGUCAGUUUGGUGAGAAAUUUCUGUGUUAAGUUAUCGAUGGUUGUACAUUAAUUUAGAUAGUGAAAUCGUUUAGGCUAUGUGUGUUAAAUUCUUUUAAAUAAGUUAUACAUUAAUUUUGUUUUCUUCUUACUUUUACAUUUAAAGAGGCUAUUUACAAAUUUGUUUAGAAGUAAAAAAAAUAAAUAAAAUAAAUGUAUAUAUAUAUGAUGAUCGUCUUCAAUAUUUUGUUAAUAUAUAUAUAUUAAAACCUGAACAGAUUAUUCAAGUGUUUAUUAUUUCUUGUAUCAGCCAACUCUCUCAACAUUGACGUUCAGAACACGGAGCAAGCUGCAGCGCUGGUCGUCAACUGCACCUCGAAUCCCAUCGACGAAAGGGAGUUCAACCUGACAAAACUGAGCUCGUUGAUUCUCUCCCAUUCACACAGCGGAAACGUUUCUGACUUCCGGGAGGUGGCGUCUAUCCAGUCCAUAACCCUUCACCCGAUCGACAUAUUCUACGAGAACGCCACGGCCGAUGGGGCCUUCCACACGGACAGAACGUCUUUCCUUAGCCUGACAUGGUCGCCCCCGUCAGAGAACGCAUGGGGGACUUACAAGUGCGUGGCCAACGGGAUAGACAGUAUAGGGCACCCUGUCUCCGUUUCCAACACUCGGCAUUUCACGCGAGGAAAUUUCGAGAUCUUCUUGGAAGAGAUAAGCAGCUUGAAGUCUGAGCUGAAAAAGCUGACAGAGGACGUGGAAGGCAACGAAAAGCUGUGUUGGUCAGAGAUCGCCAAGAUGAAGAUCGAACUCGAAAGGUGUGAUGAAAAAAUUGAACGUUUCGUGAACUCUUCCAGCCAGCGGAGAGAACUCCUGGCUCACGCGCUGUUUGAAAUCCCCGUCGUCUUUAAUGGUCACACGUAUUUUCUGUCAAGACAGGAACCAAGCCUGGUGUCAACCGUUGCCACGGCAACGUGCGAAUCCUUAGGUGGCUACCUCGUUCACAUUGACGACAGGAACGAGUUCUCGUUCGUCCGCGAUCUGGUGAAACGGCACGCGGGCUGGAAAUUCGUCCUGAUUGGCGGUCUUAACGAGUCUCAAAGUGGGCAGUGGUUGAUUCCGUUCUACAACGGGGGUUCCGGUGAGCCGGACGAGAAGGGAAAUGAGCACUGUCUCGCCGUCGGCGUGGAAUGUGCGUGUGUGAUGGGUGACGUCCCUUGCAUCCUCGGCGAUAAUGAGUCACUUCCGGCCAGAUUUCUUUGUGAGAUCCCGUAAUGGAAAGACUGUAUUUAAGCAACUUUUUUUCUGCAUGACACUUUAAAUAUUUAACCUUACCAACCUUGAAUAAAUUGGCCGCUUGCUUCGUACAAUCUGUGAAUUCCCCCCUUCAUAUUUAUUAUUUUUCUUAGUUCGUCUUGUAUAGGCUAUUAAAUGAUUUCUCUAGUUCCCAAUGCAUCUGCCAUUUAAAUGGUACAUAAUAAUUAAUCAGAUCCUCUCUUACUUAUGAUCCUCAAUCUCCAUGUACUUAUUUUCUUAUUUCUUUUAUUUUACAUAUUUACAAAAUCUUAUUCUUUCACAGCAAUGAUUCAUAUAUUUGUUCACUUCCUGUACUCUUAGUUUUGGAAAAAAAAAUCAACUUCCGGCAAUACAUGAAUAUGGCGGACACUUAGGUUUAAACAAAAAAUACUUUCUAUUUCUUAUUUCUUUUAAUAUGCAAAGCAAUACAAAAAAACAAAAAAACAACAACAACAAAAACAAAAACAAAAUCUGAGAUGCCAUUUUUAUUAUUGAUAUUUCAAUGAAAUUCUUUCUUAUUUCUUUCAACUAAACGGGAAGGAACUACCGAAAAGAUCUUAAUUUAAAAGAAAAUUAUUACUCUUUUAACUUAAGAGUAAAAUAAAAAAAAAGGACGUCAGCGAUUCAAAAGAUUAAAUUAUCGAAUUCCGACAUGCUUUCCGAUCAUUAACACCAGAGGAGUGCAGAAUCUAGCAGAAGAAUUGAUGAACAAGUUGAAUAGAAUAAUUUUUGCCUUUUUUUUUUUUUUUAAAGAGGGGAAGUAAUUUGUUGAAGAAAUUCUGCUUAUGGUUUAAAUGCAAAAUAAUAUUAACGCAGUUGCAGCCCUUUGCCCAUAGAAUUUCAACCAGGCUUUGAGAAAAAAAAAAGCCGCUCAGAGCGAUAAGAUUGAAAGAACUUGAGGUUAGGGAAAAAGAUUUGGGUGAGACAGUAUAGAGGUAGGGAGAGAUGGUGUUACUUUUCAAGGGGUGGAGUUGUGGGCCUAGGAGUUCAGUCUUUGGCUCGAGGAGAGGGCGUAGGAUGAGAUUUUAUGGGUCAAGAUGAAGGAACGUGCAGAGCAGAAUCGAAC